Molecule: messenger RNA, 2894 nt
Organism: Gossypium raimondii (Peruvian cotton)
Lineage: Eukaryota; Viridiplantae; Streptophyta; Magnoliopsida; Malvales; Malvaceae
Exons: 3
Coding region: 228-647 (139 amino acids)
Source: RefSeq, a predicted model, not a curated record
AAAUGACAAAAAAGUAAACUUAUCAGUUAGUUUUUAUUUAGGGGGUACACAUAAAAUCUGAAAGAGUGAGAGGGCUGAGCCACCAGAAAUUAGAGUUAUGGUCAUUGUUUGAGAAACCCACUCUUGAGUAGCGCACGACUUGGAGAAAAGGCGGUCGGAUUUGUAUAAGACCCUUUCUUAACUCUGUUUCGCCCCAGCUUGGGAAGCAGUACACCCCACCAAAUACCAUGGCAUCUUUCAUUUGCAUCUCCUUAUCCCCUCCGUCCAUAACCCUAGCGCCGCCCUCAACCACCUCCACCUCUUCUUCUUACACUUCCACGGGUGUCAUUUGCAGAUACCCCCUCGCCUUUAGAGUCUCUAAUGGCCAUCAACGGAGCAGGAGAAAGACACGUCAUGUGGUUUGUAUGGCUCCCGAGGAAGAGAAAUUGACUCGCCGCAAUCCCCUCGAUUUCCCCAUUGAGUGGGAGAGGCCUAAACCCGGGCGUAGACCUGAUAUAUUUCCUCAAUUUAGCCCUAUGAAGACACCAUUACCACCACCAAUGCCAUACGAUCCUCCGGAAGAAGAUGAAGAAGAGGAAGAAAAGAAAGAGGAAGAGGAGGAAGAUCCUGAAAAGGAAGAAGAACCCGAGAAUCCUGACAAACAAUAGUUAGAAUGUGCUUGGUUGUGAACCUGAAAAUACUUGUCUGCCUCACUUUUUUUGUAGUAAUGAGUUUCAAUGGUGGUUCCAACUUGCUUAUUUGCUUAGCAUAUUUGAGUGGAUGCAAGAGUCAUCCAUUUUUGGAGUAUCUUCCUCAGGCUAAUAUAGGCUAAGUUAGGUCGUCUAAGUUCCUAUUUUCGGAGCAUAAUAAGUUACAAGUCUUUCCGAAAUGGAAUAUACUAGUUUCUUUUGGCUACUCUGUUCUUAGCUGCUGUUUUCUUGUUCAUUUGUUCUGAAAAAUCCAGAGUGCAAUAUAAGGGUUAGGACUUCAUGGUUUGAUUGUUGGUUAUCUUGAUGAGAGGAUGAGCGGAUUUGGAUUCUCAUCGUGGAGCUACUUCUAUUGCAUCUAUGACUUGAAUCUUUGAUAUCCUCUUGUAUUAGCUCUCCUUAACCCUCAUCUUAUGAUUUAAGUCUUCUCUUGCAAGAUCCACAAGAGGAAUAAACAGAGAUGAUCUUUGCUCACAGCCCGAUCCCCAGAACAGAAUUGCUUCAUAACUAUUUAUCAAACUUCCGGGUCCCCUUCUAAAGUUCAUACAUUUUGUUUUUUUAAAAGAACAUUUUUUGUAGUUGGAAUUUGAUGAAAAUGACAAGGAUCAUCACAGUGAGCAGCAGCAUUUAGCUUCAUCUUCUCUCAAAAGGCAUCAUGGAUGGGGUGUCUGCGCUUCUGAACAUAUAAUCACAAUGAAGAAAUACAAUAUGAUUGGAUUUUAUGCUAAACAUGCCCAAAUUACAUAACUAUAGACAUGAUUAGCUAGAACUUUUAGAGGGAAAAAGGAACACAUAUCUCUAGUUAGCUUCUAUCAUGGAUAUAUGGACGAUAUUUGCCGAAAGAUUGCCUGAUUCAGUAUCAGGAAAUGUUACCCUUGUUUCAGUUUUAGUAGCAUAUGCAGGUUCUUUUGGUUCUUGUAGAAAUUUAGGCCCAAAAUAUAGUAAAUGUUAUGUCAUAAACUUUUUCGUUUAUAUUACUAUGUGCCAACUCACGCUGUUUGUAUCAUGGACUCGAUUGUGACGAAAUAUUCUUGGCAUUCCAAAAUCUGAUAUUUAGGGUUCACAUCAUCAUCAUCAAGAAAAAUAUUACUAGUUUUCCAGUCUGUAUAUUACUCAUAAUCUAGAAUAUAUAUAUAUAUAUUGUAAACGUGAAAUGUGGCAGUUAGUGGAAGAGAAAGAAUCAAUGAAAUUAGAUGGAAGGCUUGGAAAACAGGAAGAAAAUCUACGUAGUAAAGGCAUUUUCUCCUCUUCUUGCAUUGUAUUUAACAACCCAGAAAUCUAACUUGGUUCAUAUUCAAAUUUUCAAUAGUUGACUGUUAGAGUUGAUUGAGAAUGGUACCCCGAUAGCAUUGAACAAGAAAAUAAUGUAUAGUACUGAACCAAACUGUUAAACCCAUGAUUCCCAAAUGGCCAGGGAGGGAGGAAGUCGCUUGUACUAAUAGGCAAUCAAAAGAAUAUAUAUUUCACAAGUACAGUAGAACGGUUUGACCCCUCGGUUUUCUCUAGCUACCAGUUCCCAAUUUUUUUCAUAGUUCCUGGUAACUACAAGGAAGGUUAGGUCUGAAUGUCAGCUGGUUCCUAAGAUUGGCAGUUAAAGAACCCAAACCCAAUGGCCCAAACUUUCUUUGACUACCUGUUUCAAGUUCCCAUUUCCGGCAUUCUUUCAGGCUCUCCAAACUCCACAGUAACCCAUGUCUCUGACGCCCCUUUUGUUUCGGUCUCUAUUGCGGCUAUUGAUGUCGUUACUCACCGAGCCUGCAGCUUCUGUCGCAACCUUGCUAUAUUACAGUGAUAAUCUGCCUCAGAACAUCAUCUGGGAAAGACUGGUUCGACAUGAAAUGUUAGACCAAGAAAAUUACUUGUUCCAUUUCCUCAUCAACUUCUUGAGAUGUUUUUGCUAGACUAUGAUUACCACCACACCACUACUUCUCAAGCAGAAAGGCAAGAUUUCAAGUGCCUCAUCUCCGUUUCAUGGAUAGCUGUAAUUGUUUGUUCAUUUUGGUGAUUGAGUAAUUUUAUUUUCUCUAAAAGAAAAUAUUGUAUACUAAUGAGUAAUGACACCUUCGAUUCAAGCAUUUCGAAGCAAUUUUGUAUCAGGAAAUAAAGUCUAUAGAGAUGUGUAUGACUGAAACUUUUGAUUAGGGACUGUGCAGGGCUUUGCUUUAGUAAUUUUUGUUUUUGUUAUUAUAUUCUUAAAAGUUUUACUUC